Lucilia cuprina (Australian sheep blowfly) is the source of this 1351-nucleotide messenger RNA. RefSeq lists its product as uncharacterized. Lineage: Eukaryota; Metazoa; Arthropoda; Insecta; Diptera; Calliphoridae. The record is from RefSeq and is a predicted model, not a curated record. The coding region runs from base 18 to 800 and encodes 260 amino acids. The transcript is spliced from 2 exons.
AUCAAACAAAACCCACAAUGAGUUUAACACGAAGAUUUUCUGUGAAAUUUAGCAAUAUUUUAUACACAUUUGUUGCAUUUACGGUAGUGAUUUUUACCGUUGAUUUGCACGUACAAGCAAAGCAAGUGACACUGCUGCCUCUAACGGCCCAAAAGGUUUAUCAACUUUUAAGAAAAAAUUACAAUCUAGAUGCUAUACCGGAAGGAAGAGUAGUAACACAAGGCAUUGCAGCUGUUACAGGUUUUACUUUGGGUCUCAAGAAGGCCGUGGGUGCCGCCUUUCUUUACGAUAUAAUAACGGCCAAUAUAACGGAAGAUGCGUCGAAUCACACCGUACCCAUGUACUUGACACAAGAAAUAUGCUUUGGAUCUAGGGUAGCAAGGAGUCUUUAUGAAGCUGAGGCCAUAGCCGAAGCAUACAGUCGUUUGGAGGAAAAAGAUAAUACGCUACAAGCAGCUAUACGCAAAAGCCAAGAAAAGCGUGUAACAAAACCGAAAAGAAAUAGGACAAAAUACAACAAUAGAAGAAGACAAAAACGACCGCAAAGAAUAAAACUAAUAAGACCUAAUCAUCCAGAAAUAGUAACAGCUAAUACUUACGCAGAAACUGCUGCUUCAGAUGCCUCAGAACAGGUUGGCACACAAGCAUCGCAGCCUACUGCCGCGAAUACCGCAACAGGAGCAUUAGAAGAAACAGACUUAAAUGCGGGCACUAACAUGGAUACCACAUCCAGCACAACGACGAGUACGGAUAAUGAUCAGACUAUAACAUGUAUUGUAAUACAAAAACCAAAGCAAUAAUAAUCAACAACAACACCAAAAUAUUCUUCAAAAUGAGAUGAGAGUUUUAUUGUUAGCUUUUUGCAUCAAGAAACAAAAGAAUUAUUCUUAAGAAGUGUGUAACUGAAAUGCUCAGUCAGAUAAUUUUGGGUCAUACACACAGGCACACACUAACUUUUUAAAGUAACUAGACAGGUUUAAAUUUUGAAUUUGAAUAAUUAUGCUAAUGAGGUCGCAGCAGCACGCCAGCAUUAACAGAAGAGUGUUUUUACCUUUACAACAAACAGCCUAUUAACCAUGUUUCAUGUUACUACUGUAUUGUUAUUGUUGUAAAUCUUUAUCAUUAUAUCGAUACGAAGCACACAGCUUGACGAAAGUUCGUUAGCUAUUGAUGGCAGAUAACAAAAUUUAGUUGCUAGCUGUUUCACAGAAUUGAAUAAAAUUAAAUUCCAUGCCAUACUUACAUCCAUACUUUUAAACUUUUGGAUCGAAAAGCUAAAAGAUGUUUUCAUUUCAAUAUACAGAUUUAUGUAUUUGAUAAAUGGAUUUUGAAAUAUUUCCCUUCUUUAAUA